Guillardia theta CCMP2712 is the source of this 2271-nucleotide messenger RNA. RefSeq lists its product as hypothetical. The transcript is spliced from 7 exons. NCBI's taxonomy places the organism in Eukaryota, Cryptophyceae, Pyrenomonadales, Geminigeraceae. Bases 1 to 2271 code for a protein of 756 amino acids. Gene Ontology annotation, biological process: mitochondrial RNA 5'-end processing. The record is from RefSeq and is a predicted model, not a curated record. Gene Ontology annotation, cellular component: mitochondrion; mitochondrial envelope.
AUGGUCGGCUGGCAGCAAGAGGACCAGACGACGCAGGCGGAGCAAGCGAAGCAGGGUAAAUCGUCUCGCUCUGAACUCUUCUCUUUGUUCAGAAUUUUCCGACUUCCGGAGCCUUUGUUCUCGUAUCAGAAGUCAGGCACUGGAGGCUCCGAAAUUUGCGAAGUCAAGGGUGCCGGCAGGAGCUCUAGCGGGCAGGGGGACAGCAGAGGGACGGCAGCGGAAGCAGCGGCAGCGCAAUGGCUGAAGGAGCACCGCAGCAGCAUCAAGACUGCCCGAAAGUCUCGCGACAACCUGUCGAGGGACACGCCGAAGAGGUAUGUCCCCUCGGACGUGACGUGGAAUGCUCUCCCAAAACCUGUUGGCUUCCAAUUAAUUGAGGCCCACGGCCCGGACGCUGAGGUACCCGAGCUUGCCCAUGGGCUCUCGAAGAUUAUCAGCACCAAGACCGAGACUCCCGUGCCGCUCUCGAGCAAGUUCCGUGGGGCCCACUUUGACAGCUUCCUCAAGAAGAUCGCGCAGCCAGAUGAGAUAAAUUGGGCCGGGAUCCCUCCUUUCAUCCCUCCGUCUCAAGAUGCCAAGCUCAACAAACUCGCUGCCGAACACGGAGCAUCAUUUCAGGCCUCUACCAGCUCGAUCUCGGGGUUGUACUCGCACGCGUACAUGCUGCUCUCCAACUGGAAGCCGGUGGACAUUUCCAAAUUUUCUUCUGCCUUUCGAAACAUGCCCAAUCAGUUCACAUCCACGAUCAGGUUGAAACCUGCCGUAGUCCAUCUGAUCCCGCACAACGGAAUAAUGUGCAUCAAUGCUGAGAACGAGAAAGAACAGAGGAACAAGAUCUUGAUGGACUUGGGGAAGGCGAUGGAGAGAAUGCUGACCAUGGACAAGAAAACCUUCAACUCGCUGAUGUUGAAACCGCUGGGAAGCGACGAAAUGCCUGAAUUCCCAGAGGAGCUCUUGCUCGGAGCGUACAAUUUCUCUAUCAGCAACGGCAUUAUGUUACGCUCGCAGUUGGACUGUGUUCUGGGAAAGAACAAGAUCUUCGAUCUCAAGACAAGGGCCACUCACGCUAUCCGCAAUUGCUACAAUAUACUCCCUGACAUCCCCUCUGAGGAAUGCCACCUUCACUUCACUGACUAUCGCAUCACCCAACAAUACGGCCUGUGGCACUCGUUUGAACGAGAGUUGUAUGACAUGCUCCGAUCUGCCUUCUUGAAGUACUCGUGCCAGCUCAGAAUCGGUGCGAUGGAUGGUGCAUUUGUAACAUAUCACAACACUCAGGAAAUUUUUGGGUUCCAAUAUAUCACGCUGGAUUAUAUGGACACUCUGCUCUACGGGUCACCGCAGAUGGGUAGAUUCUUCUUCGAUGAGUCUAUGAAGAUCGUUUCGCAUAUCCUGCAUGAAGUGAUACAGAGAUACGGGCAAGAGCAUCCAUUGCGCAUCAGCAUGCAGGCUUGCAAGCAGAGUCGCAGGAUGAUAAUCCAUGUGUCUCGUAUCACAAAGUACGAGGUCACUCCUCCGGUAACCGUAGGGGCUGAUCCGACACUGAAAAUUGAGACAGGACAGCAAGAGGAAUUUCAUCUCUUCGUGAAAUCGUACCUGAAUGACAAAGAGAACAAGCGGAAGUGGAACUUUGGCUCAAAGGACCAAUUGACGGUAAAAUACGCGUUUCUGAAAGACAGCGAGUGCUCGUUAGAACCCACCUCGCAAGAACAGAUUGAUGAAGUGGAAGAAGAAGGCGUAAAGAUGAAACCAAGGCCAGCGGAUGGAGCCGUCCAGGGCAAGGCAGCCAACAACGGCAAGGUGACGACCGGAGUUCAGCCCUCUUCCGGUCCAAAGAAUUUCGAGCAAGCAAGUAAAGGCAAGGAGGUCAAGAGUCAGCAAGCAUUGGAACAGGACCGGAAGUUGCUGCUGAACCUCAAGGGCCUCGUGAAUGUGCAACCUGUGGACUUGGAAAAGAAAGCAGAACCGACGAAUGUCGUGAUGAACGAGAAUGUCGAGCAACAAGCGAGUAACCUGAGUGACAAGGGCAACUCGCGGGGAGCAGCCAAGCAGAGGAUCUCUCAGGCGGCAGGGAAGCAGACUAAUUUGAAAGAAGGAGACCAGCAGACUAUCUCUCAGCGAGGUCGGAGGCGUGUCAACUCUCAAGGAAAUGCAGCAAUAACUGGCAAUCAUGGAAGAGACAAUCGGGGGAGCUAUACUGCCAAGAACUCAGUGCAGGGAAGGAAACCUGUAACACAUCAACAGAUGCAAGGCGGACAAAGAUCUUCUUGA